AUGCUCUCCCUUCCGCCAUCUCUUACCGUUCCGCCAUGGCCCUUCUUUCCUCCGACAGCCGCGACACCGCGCAAGGAGCGGGCGCGGCAUGGCGCCACGGAGGAUCUGAUUCUGCGCAGCGUCGUGCGGCCGAUGCAGGCCAUCGCGGAGAACAGGAAGGUGGCAGCGGAGGCACACAUGGAGCGCAGUGAGAGCAGGGAAGCGGGCCUGUGUGCGGCUGUUGUACACCUGCAGGCACAGCGGCUGUACAUCGGCGUGAAGAGCAAGUACGGAACAAGUAACCCUCUCUCCCUCCCCUACUCUCCCCUUCCCUUCCACCCUUUCUCUCCCCUACUCUCCCCUUCCCUUCCACCCUUUCCCUCCCCUACUCUCCCCUUCCCUUCCACCCUUUCCCUCCCCUACUCUCCCCUUCCCUUCCACCCUUUCCCUCCCCUACUCUCCCCUUCCCUUCCACCCUUUCCCUCCCCUACUCUCCCCUUCCCUUCCACCCUUUCCCUCCCCUACUCUCCCCUUCCCUUCCACCCUUUCCCUCCCCUACUCUCCCCUUCCCUUCCACCCUCUCCCUCCCCUACUCCUCUCUCAUCCACCCUCUCCCUCUCCCCUCCUGUGCUCCCUGAUUUCUACGAAUCGCCUCUCCUUCCAGGAAGCUUCUACGAGGAGGAGGAGGAGGAGGGUGCAGCGGAGCUGAAGCGAAGCAUCAGUGCGGGGAAUGAGCUGAGGAACCGACGAUAUAGACCCGGCAUGUACAGCAGCAGCGGUAUCAGUGGCGGCGGCAGCGGUGGGAGAAGCGCGGAAAGAAGCCCGACAGAAGGAGCAAGGGGAGGGGGAGGGGGAGGGGGUGGGGGAGGGGGUGGUGGGGUGGUGGGUCUUGUGCGGGCGGGAAGCUAUGGGCGGCAUAUAAGGAGUAGGAGCAUAGGAGGCAUGUUUCCCAUCAGCGGCAGCACAGGCAGCCCAGGGAAUAGCAGCGGCGGUGUUGCUGCUGGUGCUGGUGUUGCUGGUGGUGGGGGGAGUGGUGGGAGUGGCAGUGGUGGUGGUGGUAGUGGGGGUAUGAGGCGUGUAUUUCAGAGGAGAACACGCAAGCAGAGCAACAGCUUUUCCGAGUCUGAAGAUGAAACCCCACUUGUCCGGACCAGCACCGGAGGCUCGGAGACGCACCGCUCACCCUACCACCUCAACAUCCUAGGUCCGGGAAAGCGGGCAGUUUCGGUUUCAGGCUCGACAACCGGACCUGCCGAAGAUCCAGAUGAUCCAAUCCACGCCAGGGGUACCAAGCCUCCUCCCAGACCUCCCCGAGGCUCGGGACGAGGAUCGGAAAUGGAGGACGGGGAGUAUGACGGGGAGGACGGGGAGCACACGCCUCCCCGGCCUGUCCUACGCUCCCGAACCUCCCCUUCCGGACGGUUAUGGGGGGCAGGCGAGCUGGAUGGAGCCACAGCAGCAACAGCAGCAUCGGCAGCAGCAGGCAGAACCCCAUCUUCUGGUGCUGGCAGUGCUGGUGGUGCUGGCAGUGGUGGUGGUGCUGGCAGUGCCAGUAACGCUGCCAUUGGUGGCAGUGGUGGCAGCUACAGCGGCGGGAGUGGGGGGUUCAGAAUUUCACCUGGUGGGGGGGAUGGCGGGGGUGUGGGUGCAUGUGAUGGUGUGGGUGGGGGGGCUGAUGGUGGGGGUUAUAAUGGUGGGGGUUAUAAUGGUGGGCAGUGGCGCUACACUUCUCAUCUUGCUUCCCCUACUUCCGCCGGCCUCCCUCCCAUCCCAUCACCCUCCUCUACCGCCACCUCGCGGCCCAACAUUGCGGAUCAAGUGGUGGCACUGGCAGGGCAGUGGGAGGUGCUUGCACAGAUGGGGGGGGCGAGGCAGGGGGGAGAGGGGGCAGGGGGAGCAGCAGGGGGAGCAGCAGCGGGGGCAGGUACUGCUGGGGGAGGUGGGGCUGUUAGACCGGCUCAGGCGACUGAUCUGUCCUCCCGCCCCCGGCGCACUGUGCCGAAACAUUUCCGGGCAGGUAGCUGGGAUCCGGGCAGGUUGGGCCUGAGUGAGGACUCGUUUUUGGAGAGUGUGAGAGGAGGGACAGCAGGGGCAGGGAAAGGGGCAGGCGGAAAAGGAGGAGGGGGAAGCGGAGGGGGAGGGGGAGGGGGAGGGGGAGGGGGAGGUAGCAGGACUCCCCCCUUGCCUCCGGAAGGGACGGCAGCCGGAGGGAAAGGAGGAGGAAGCUUCCGAAAGGGAAUGCUGCGAAGGAAGGGGAGCGGGCAGUGGGGGGAGGGCCUUGGCGGAUGGAUGGGCGGAGCGGGAGGUGGGGGAGGAGGAAGAAGAGGAGUCGAUGGGGGAUUCGGGGCGGAGAGAGCUAACGGGGAUGAUGGAGAAGAGGAGCAAGGCAACAGCAUGGAAGGAGGGGCGCCCUUGCGCCGUGCUCUCUCCUCCACCUCCCCGGGCCUCUCCUCCUACCCCAUGGAUGCCCAUGCAGGGUUCGCUUCGGGCUUGCUCACUGCUUUCCCCGCCACUGGCUCGCCGGACCUGCCAGGCUCGGCGCCCGGACGUCGCGGUGCUGGUGAGGCUCGGCACAGGCUGCCCAAGAUGCCGUCCAGCAAUGGCCGGCUCGGCGAGGAGGGCCGGCCGGGGCUGCUGGAGGUUGGGCGGGGAGGCGGGGGGUUGGUUCGGGAUUGGAUCCUGGGGCAGGGUGCAGUAGGAGGGCAGGGAGGGGAGGGGGAGGCAGGGAGAGAGAGGGAGGAAACAUCUGGAAGAGGGGGAGAAGGGGGAGGAGGGGGAGGAGGAGGAGGAGGGGAAGCGGAAGAGGGGAGUGUGAGUGGGAGCAGCAGCAGGAGUGGGUUGGACAUGGAUAUGCUGAUGGGGGAGUUGCAGCAGCUGAGACAAGAGGCCCUUGCGAAGCAAGUAGCGGCCCAAGCUCAGUUCUGCAAGGUGCUGUGCGGUGCUGUGCUGUGCUCUCCCUCGCCAUGCCAUGGUGUAUCGUCUCAAGUCAAGUGCCGUGCUAGUGGCAUGGGCAUGGGGCGUGCUGCUGCUGCUGCUGUUGUGGUCAGAUCUAGACGAGGGAGUGGGGGAGCUGGGUAUGAUGCAGAGGUCUGGGAGGAUGGGGAGGAAGAUGAAGAGGAGGGGGAGGAGAGGGACGAUGGAGAAAGGGGCAGGAGUGGGCAGGCUCCUGGGCCUACCGCUGCUGUGGGCAACCAUGUAAGACGAACUCAAAUUCCAGCCCUUUUUAGAGACUUAACUAUGUAUCCCGGACCCCACUCCCGGACCCCACUCCCGGACCCCACUCCCGGACCCCACUCCCGGACCCCACUCCCGGACCCCGGACCCCACUCCCGGACCCCACUCCCGGACCCCACUCCCGGACCCCACUCCCGGACCCCACUCCCGGACCCCACUCCCGGACCCCACUCCCGGACCCCACUCCCGGACCCCACUCCCGGACCCCACUCCCGGACCCCACUCCCGGACCCCACUCCCGGACCCCACUCCCCGGGAAGGGAAGCGGCUCUUCCACCUCCUCCUCUGACCCCACCGAGUCUCGGUGGUGAUGGUGCUGAUGGUGAUGACCCCAUAGCAGGAAGCAUGGGAGACGGCAAUGCAGACCCCAACGGCAACAAUGGUGGAGAGGUGAGGACGCGGGAACCUGCUCUCCCACCCACCUCCUCCACCACGGGGUUCGUUCCCAAGCCUGUUGCAGACCCCAACGACGAUGCAGGAAGCUGCUCCUCCACCUCUUCAUUCGACUCCACGGAGUUUGUGCGCAAGGUCACGGAGCGCGCCCGCCUCGCUGCCUCCGCCUCUGCCAACGCUGCCUCUGCUGCUGCCGCCGGUGCUUGCAGCGCAGUAGACGGGCACCACACACCCACAGACCUCUCCCCCAACAUCACCUCCUCCUCCUCCCUCCAUCCCCCUCCCAGCCACCACUCCUCCUCCCUCCACGCCCCUUCUCUCUCCGACUCUCUCGACCCCUCCGCCCACGCCUCCUCCUCCGCAGAUUGCCGCCGCUUCUCCCUUCCCCAACUCCUCGAAUGCACCGAUGGCUUUUCCGACGGGAACCUUCUGGGAAGGGGUGCGUACGGUCCGGUAUACCGAGGCCAGCUGUUCGGGUGCCUGGUGGCAAUCAAGAAACUGGAACAGGGCAGCGACCAAGGUCCGGCGGAAUUCCGAACCGAAGUGGAGGUUCUGAGCAAGGUUCGGCACCCACACAUUGUGCUCUUAAUGGGUCACUGCCCGGAAGAAGCUUGUAUCGUGUACGAAUUCCUCCAGGGCGGGAAUCUCCAGGAGAGGAUCGUCCGGGCGGGGGACAACCCUCCGCCGCCCCUCCCCUGGCACGAUCGAAUCAGAAUCAUAUCGGAGAUCUCCGGCGCGCUGCUCUACAUGCACCGGCAUGACCCGCCGAUUCUCCACCGGGACUUAAAGCCCGACAACAUUCUCCUAGACGCCAACUCCAUCUCGAAAAUCGCCGACGUGGGCCUCGCUCGGCUGAUCCCCAACGAGGUCUCGGCAGUUACCUGGAAGGUGCGGGGCACAGCCGGGUACAUCGACCCAGAGGAGCUUCAAACGGGAGAGCUGUCGGUGAAAUCGGAUAUCUACGCGUUUGGUCUGAUCGCGCUGCAGCUGCUGACAGGGCUGAAGAAUGUGAAGCUGGUACACGGGCUGCUGGCGGCGUGCGGCACGGGCACGAGAAACACCGAGGAGGCGACAGAUUUGAUUGUGAAGAGCCUGGAUCGGUCGGCUGGGAAGUGGCCGGAGAGGCUAGUGAGGCGGGCGACGAGGGUGCUGGUGCGGUGUAUUGAGAGAAGGAGAGUGAAUAGGCCGGAUCUGGGAGGGGAGAUUCACCCGCUGCUGGGGGAGAUUGCAGAGGAGGCGAUGGAGGAGAAGAACAGGCGGGCUAAGGAGCUUGACGGGCGGUUUGUGUGCCCUCUGUCUCAUGUAGGUGUUGCUUUCUUGCUCUCCCCCUCUUUCUCGCUCUCUCCCUCUUUCUCGCUCUCUCCCUCUUUCUCGCUCUCUCCCUCUUUCUCGCUCUCUCCCUCUUUCUCGCUCUCUCCCUCUUUCACGCUCUCUUCACCCAUGUAG
Molecule: messenger RNA, 5052 nt
Organism: Closterium sp. NIES-65
Lineage: Eukaryota; Viridiplantae; Streptophyta; Zygnematophyceae; Desmidiales; Closteriaceae
Source: the annotation of a GenBank genome assembly